Molecule: messenger RNA, 330 nt
Organism: Menidia menidia (Atlantic silverside)
Lineage: Eukaryota; Metazoa; Chordata; Actinopteri; Atheriniformes; Atherinopsidae
Source: the annotation of a GenBank genome assembly
AUGGACUGUACGGUCAUAGAUGCAUAUUUGUAUCUUUUCCUUGAGAAGAGCCAGAUACCUGUAGAGAGAAUGGAUGCUGUUGUAGCAUCAUCAAUGUUUCACCGUGGUCCUGUGGAAACCAAAGGAAAGAUCCCAUGGACUCAGCAGGAGAAAAUGGCUGUUCAGCAAUUUAUGACCAGCUUUGUGGCGAUGCGGAAAGUGCCAGGAAAAAACGAAUGCAUCAUGUGCAUUGAGAAAUCAUCUCCUGCUCUUCAGCGGAGGACAUGGAAGGAUGUGAAAUACUUUGUGCACAAUGAGAUCUUAAAGAUAAAAAAGACACUUAAACAUUGA